GGGAAUUGGCCUUGGGAACCCUAGUUCUCCUUCUCUCUCCCCUUGUCUUCCACAUCCCUCCCUCAUCUCCUCCUCUUACCACCGUUAGAUCUAUACGUGGUAUACCUUAAUAUCUAUUUUAGUGUAUCUGUUGUCUACCUUAGUGCAUCGCCUUCCAAAUCCGAAGAAGAAUUCCGAGGACAACCGGCGAGAGUGACCUCAAACCCUAGCAGCAGAUACUUCGUCUCUUCUCUCUUCCACGGAUUACAAGCCCUAGAGGGAUCGAAAGAGAUCCUUAGAGAUCGGCCAAAACCCUAGACGAAGCGGAGGGGGAUAAGAAAAAAGGGGGCAAGAUGAGGAUUAUGAUCAAGGGAGGCGUGUGGAAGAACACGGAGGAUGAGAUCCUCAAGGCCGCGGUGAUGAAAUAUGGGAAGAACCAGUGGGCUCGGAUCUCAUCGCUUCUCGUUCGUAAGUCGGCGAAGCAGUGCAAGGCCCGGUGGUACGAGUGGCUCGAUCCCUCCAUCAAGAAGACUGAGUGGACCAGGGAAGAAGAUGAGAAGCUGCUUCAUCUUGCUAAACUUAUGCCUACUCAAUGGAGAACCAUUGCACCGAUCGUCGGCCGGACACCAUCUCAGUGCCUCGAGCGCUACGAGAAGCUUCUUGAUGCAGCCUGUGCCAAGGAUGAAAACUAUGAACCAAGUGAUGACCCACGAAAGUUGCGUCCAGGAGAGAUUGACCCCAAUCCUGAGUCUAAGCCUGCACGUCCUGAUCCUGUUGAUAUGGAUGAAGAUGAAAAGGAAAUGCUCUCGGAAGCGCGGGCUCGGUUGGCCAACACCAGGGGCAAGAAGGCAAAGAGGAAGGCGAGGGAGAAACAGCUCGAGGAAGCAAGGAGGCUUGCAUCCUUGCAGAAGAGGAGAGAGUUAAAGGCAGCUGGCAUUGAUACGAGGAAGAGGAAGAGGAAAAGGAAAGGAAUAGAUUAUAAUGCGGAAAUACCUUUUGAAAAAAGACCUCUACCAGGGUUUUAUGAUGUUUCAGGUGAGGAGAGGCCUGUGGAACAGCCUAAAUUUCCAACAACCAUUGAGGAACUGGAAGGAAAGAGGAGGGUUGAUAUAGAGGCCCAAUUAAGAAAGCAAGACAUUGCAAGGAACAAAAUUGCACAAAGGCAAGAUGCUCCUGCUUCAAUUUUGCAAGCAAACAAACUAAAUGACCCGGAAGCAGUUAGGAAGAGGUCAAAACUGAUGCUUCCAGCUCCUCAGAUUUCGGAUCAAGAACUGGAGGAGAUAGCAAAGAUGGGUUAUGCAAAUGAUUUUGUCUUAUCAAAUGAGGAACUCACUGAAGGAAGUGGUGCUACGCGUGCUCUUCUAGCAAAUUACUCGCAGACUCCAAGACAAGGGAUGACUCCCUUGCGAACCCCACAGAGAACUCCAGCUGGGAAAGGUGAUGCUAUUAUGAUGGAAGCUGAAAACCUGGCACGAUUAAGAGAGUCGCAGACACCUCUUUUUGGUGGAGAGAAUCCUGAGUUGCACCCAUCAGAUUUUUCAGGUGUUACUCCAAGGAAAAGGGAGAUACAGACUCCAAAUCCAGUGGCAACUCCUCUGGCAACUCCGGGUGCUAUGAGUCUUACCCCAAGAAUUGGCAUGACUCCUUCAAGAGAUGCAUAUUCUUUCGGUGCAACACCUAAAGUGACUCCUUUCCGUGAUGAGCUUCACAUAAACGAAGAUAUGGAAAUGCAGGAUAGUGCUAAGCUUGAACUCCGCAGGCAGGCCGAGUUGAAAAAAACAUUGCGUUCUGGUUUAACUAAUCUUCCCCAGCCUAAGAAUGAGUAUCAGAUAGUUAGUCAACCAAUUCCAGAGGAAAAUGAGGAGACCGAGGAAAAGAUUGAAGAGGACAUGUCAGAUAGAAUAGCUAGAGAGAAAGCACAGGAACAAGCGAGGAAGGAGGCCUUACUCAGAAAGAGAUCUAAAGUGCUUCAGAGGGAACUCCCUAGGCCACCUGCUGCUUCAUUGGAACAUAUUAAGAAUUCUUUGAUGAGGGGUGAUGAAGAUAAGAGCUCUUUUGUUCCCCCUACUUUGUUUGAGCAGGCUGAUGAAAUGAUAAGUAAGGAGCUUCUUGCAUUACUAGAAUAUGAUAAUGCCAAAUAUCCACUUGAUGGAAAACAAGAGAAGGAAAAAAAGAAAUAUGCCAAGCAUGUGGCAAAUGGGAAAGCUAUGCCUCUGCCUGAAAUUGAAGAUUUUGAUGAGGAUGAACUGAAAGAGGCUAAUUCUUUGAUUAAGGAAGAAGUUGAAUUUCUUCGCGUGGCAAUGGGGCAUGAGAAUGAGUCUUUUGAUGAUUUUGUUAAAGCACAUGAUGCAUGCCAGGAAGAUCUUAUGUACUUCCCUGCUCGUGAUAGCUAUGGCCUUGCUAGCAUUGCUGGCAACAGUGAAAAACUUGCUGCUUUGCAAAAUGAAUUUGAGAUCAUGAAGAGGAGAAUGGAUGAUGAAGCAAAAAAGGCAACACGACUUGAACAGAAGGUUAAACUUCUCACACAGGGAUACCAGACAAGGGCUGGAAAAUUAUGGUCACAGAUAGAGGCCACAUAUAAGCAAAUGGACACUGCUGCUACAGAACUUGAAUGCUUCAAAGCUUUACAAAAGCAAGAACACUUAGCAGCCUCAUACAGAGUCAGUGGCUUAAUUGAAGAAGUCAACAAACAGAAAGUGCUCGAGCAGAGCCUCCAGCAACAGUAUGGGGAUCUCUUAACUGAGCAUGAUAGAAUUCAAAAGCUACUGGAAGAACACAAAGCACAAUUACGGAUACAGGAAGAAAUUGCUGCCAAAAAUCGUGCACUUGAGGAAGAACUUGCAGCAAGGAAUCGUGCCCUCGAGGAAGAAGCGGCAGCAAAACAUGGUACUCUGGAUGAAAAAUUGGCAGAAGAGAACCAGCAUGUGGACACUGCUCAGUUGCGUGACGUCUGUAGGCCAGAUUCAGGAUUGGAUCAAACUGAUUUACCAAAUGCAGAUCAUACUGAAACCAGCUCUUCGUGCAAACAACCUAUACCUUCAAUACCCAGCAGCCGGUUGUUUGCAGAUGGUUCGUCUGAGAGAAAAGAUGCUUUUGAAGGUCAAUCUACCCAAAGCGCAAAUGUAAUUCAAGAGGGUCUUAGUGAUAGCAAGCAUACUUAUGUCGUUGAUAAAAAUGCUGAAUUAUCAGGUGGUGUGGCUGGAUUUGUUAAUGAAGAAAAAGAGAUGGUUGGCCAUAUGAUUGAUGCACCUGCUCCAGUUCAAAAUCAAAUAGAUGGCUUGCGGGAGCAGGAAACAACAGUUGCCCAUUCAGGUAGUGAGGUUGCUGGUGCACCAGUUAUACAGCCCACUAUAUCUCAACAAACCAGGGAUCCAUCUGCUUCCUCUGACUCGGCUGUUCAGAUGACCGCUUGUUUAAGCGAUCAGAUAACUGUUUCAUGUUCAACUGGCUUGGAGAAUAUGGUGGUGGAUUCAGGUGAUGGAGUGGUGGAUGGUGAGCUGGUUGGAUGCUCCAAUAUUUCUACACAAGCUGUUGUUCCUGUUGAGUCUGGGAAUGCCGAUACCCGGUCCGCUGACCAAAUUGCUGGUGAUUCAAGCAAUCAAGCAGCUGCUGCUAGCGCACUAUGCUCUGAAGAAAAGAUACAUUCUGAUUUUUCUAUUCGGACAGCUGUUAAUUCAGCAGACUACACCCUUAACAGUACAGAUGGUGGAAUUGUAAGUGAGACUAAUGUCUCAAUUCCAGAUUGCGGGGAGAAUUCAAUGGUUAAAUCAGAUGAUAAGGCAGAAACAGGAGAUGGCAAGUGAUGAUACCGGACUGUUUGGUUAAAUAUGCAAGCAUUCCAUCUGUAAGUGAUUCUAUGACCAACGUGAGGCUUUAGUCCCCAACACUGUCCAUGUGAAAAAUAAGGGUUAUGUCACUUAUUGCACCUUGAUGGUGAACCUAGUGAUGUUGGAACUGACAACUUUAAUGUUUUCCUUAAUGCAGUCAGGAGGAUUAUUGGAGGGUUUUAGUUUGAGAGAUCCUGUCUCAGUGGGCUAUUGCAAUAUUAAUUUGGGAAAAAACAGCCUUUUGUUUCUAUGGAAAAUUGAGGAGUUAUUGUUGGCUUGUUGCAGUAAUGUGCUUAUAACUGUUCUUAGGUGCUGAUGACUCCAAUGUUUGGUGGUUGGAGGCCACCUGUCGAGUCUUCUCUGAUUGUGGGCUUGAAUCUCAUGGUUGUAUUGUGUUUUUCUCAGGCUAAUGUAAUCUGACAUUUGAAAGAACACGAUGUGAGUUGGUAUUUCAAGCGUUGACUACUCUUAUUUUGCU
This is a messenger RNA of Phoenix dactylifera (date palm), 4284 nucleotides long. Its product is annotated as cell division cycle 5-like protein. Gene Ontology annotation, biological process: mRNA splicing, via spliceosome. Gene Ontology annotation, cellular component: Prp19 complex; spliceosomal complex. The record is from RefSeq and is a predicted model, not a curated record. Lineage: Eukaryota; Viridiplantae; Streptophyta; Magnoliopsida; Arecales; Arecaceae.